Teleopsis dalmanni is the source of this 539-nucleotide messenger RNA. RefSeq names its product 60S ribosomal protein L23. The record is from RefSeq and is a predicted model, not a curated record. Gene Ontology annotation, biological process: translation. Gene Ontology annotation, cellular component: cytosolic large ribosomal subunit; ribosome. The coding region runs from base 89 to 511 and encodes 140 amino acids. Lineage: Eukaryota; Metazoa; Arthropoda; Insecta; Diptera; Diopsidae. Gene Ontology annotation, molecular function: large ribosomal subunit rRNA binding; structural constituent of ribosome. The transcript is spliced from 4 exons.
GGUUAUUCGUUUAUAAAUGUAGUAAUCGUUUUUUGCAUUCCUUGUGACUGUUCUUUUAAUUUCCGUCUUCACAAAGGCCAGCUCCAAAAUGUCUAAAAGAGGUCGUGGAGGUACCGCUGGUGGAAAAUUCCGCAUAUCUCUUGGUUUGCCUGUUGGCGCCGUAAUGAAUUGUGCUGAUAACACCGGUGCUAAAAAUUUGUAUGUGAUUGCUGUUCAUGGAAUUCGCGGUCGUUUAAACCGCCUCCCAGCUGCUGGCGUUGGUGACAUGUUUGUUGCUACGGUUAAAAAAGGCAAACCUGAGUUACGGAAAAAGGUUAUGCCUGCUGUGGUAAUUCGUCAACGAAAACCCUUUAGAAGGAGGGAUGGUGUUUUUAUAUAUUUCGAGGACAAUGCAGGCGUCAUUGUAAAUAACAAAGGCGAAAUGAAAGGUUCUGCAAUAACUGGUCCUGUUGCAAAAGAAUGUGCGGACUUGUGGCCGCGUAUCGCAUCUAAUGCAAGCUCAAUUGCUUGAUUCAACCAAUAAACAAAUUACACAUAAA